Messenger RNA from Synchiropus splendidus (mandarinfish), 2996 nucleotides. RefSeq names its product X-linked inhibitor of apoptosis (gene xiap). Bases 1313 to 2614 code for a protein of 433 amino acids. The record is from RefSeq and is a predicted model, not a curated record. Gene Ontology annotation, cellular component: nucleus; cytoplasm. Gene Ontology annotation, biological process: regulation of cell cycle; negative regulation of apoptotic process; positive regulation of protein ubiquitination. NCBI's taxonomy places the organism in Eukaryota, Metazoa, Chordata, Actinopteri, Syngnathiformes, Callionymidae. Gene Ontology annotation, molecular function: ubiquitin protein ligase activity; cysteine-type endopeptidase inhibitor activity involved in apoptotic process. The transcript has 9 exons.
UUUGAUUGAUGUAAAUAUGGAUUGUCUUUGAAAGGAUUGCAAAUAAUGCUAAAGUCAGCAAGAAUCCUGUUGUGCUUCAUUGUUGCUUAUCUGACACCUGGACCCCUUAUCUGGGUCCAAAGACCUGACCAUCCAGAGUUGGGGUGUCAAAGUCAAUUACACAGGCAAAAUGUAAUCAAUGAAGUGUUGGAGCAAAUUUACAAAUUUAUGAUUUAUUGGGUCAAAACAAACUGAAAAUCCUGUCCAGAACUUAAAUGAUCUUGGUGUCUGCUGUCAAAACACAUUAUGUAGACCCUUUUUUACUAACUCAAAACACAUGAGACACUCUGGUCUUUCUCCUUAAAGCACAGGCUGCUCUCUGUUUUUCAUGGAAAUGACUUAUUCUGCGUCAGUGUAUCUAUUUUGGAAGUUUCCUGGUAAGUGGCAGCAUCACUAAUCUCUACUGGUUACAAACUGCAUGGAGAGCAGCAACUGUCAUAUCUGUGGGUGCAUUGAUGUGUGUUAAAUUUGUCUCUAAUUUUGAGUCAACCUUGACAGGCCCUCGUGGGCCAAUUUGGCCCCGGGGCCUUGAGCUUGUGAUUGAGACCAUACAUGAGUUCAAGCUAGUAAAACUGUAUUUGUCAUUCCUCGAAGCCAUUUCCACUUAGCGCUUUUAGAAAAUAACUUUUUCCACUGAAAUGUAUUAGGCAAGACACAUGACCAGUAAAAAAUAUUUUCCUAUCCUGGGGAGCAGCAAUUUUUUGGAAUGAGACCUACUUUUGGCCCCCGCUGGGGACGUGCCCAUGAGUACUGAUAUCUCAUCUAUUAGUGUUUGCGUAAACCUCUGGUACAAAGGAAAACUGACUCAAAACUGACAGUUAUUAAAUCCAACGGUGAAAUGAUGAUGUAUUCCUUGUUUUUAUUUUACAUCGUAAUAAACACAAUAUUCUGUUAAGAUAACAUUUACAUGCAGAGAAUUAAAAAAAUGUUCACUGUAAUACUUUCAGAAUACUUAAAUUUCCAAUAUUUGAAAUUGCAAUUGCAAAUGAUUGACUGUUUUAAUGAAACGAAAAUAACUGUAAACGGUGACCAACCGCUCCUGUAAUGCGAUUGUGAUCGUGACAUGAAGGCGUGCGCAUGUUCGAGCUCGACUGACGUCACGAAGCUGUCAGCCAGCCUGCGCAGACGGUGGUGCGCAGGCCGACCUCUUGGCUUUCGCUUCCUGAAAGAGAGGUCACCCUAACAAACUGUUCCCUUCGACCAGCGGACUGCUGUUCGGGGAGGCCAUCCUUUCUCAGGAACACCGAGAGCCGGACACGUCAAGGCAUCCAUCAUGUCUGACAGCAGGCAUGAAGACGCCGACUUGGAGACAGAUUAUUGCAACGACUUCUCCAGUGAGGCAGAUCGUGUCCGCUGCUUUAGCUGCAAAAAGAUCGUGGAAAACUGGUGCCAGGAUGACGCGCCCGUCGAGAGACACAAAGAGGUUUCCCCCACGUGCAAGUUCCUUAGCUGCAGUCACAGGCCGGAAGCCAACAUGAGGUCCCCCGAUACCAUGCUGACCAAUGGUUCCGACUACAAUGAAGAAGCUGAAGACCUGCAGUAUCGUCUGAGAACAGGAGAAGUCGUUGAUGAAACCACCUAUCCUUUGGCACCACACAUGCAGAAUGAGGACACCAGACUCGGUACCUUCACCUCCUGGCCGAGCAGCGCCCCAGUCAGGCCCAGAGAUCUGGCUCAAGCCGGGUUUUACUACAUGGGGAGCAGAGACCGGGUACAGUGCUUUUGCUGCGGCGGGAUGCUCGGUGGGUGGGAGACAGGCGACACUCCCUGGGAUGAACAUCGACAGCAUUUCCCCAACUGCUUCUUCAUUCUGGGCCAUGAUGUGGGCAACAUCCCAUCCACUGGGGGAACUGAAGUGGAGGAAAACAGAAGCAGUCACAACGCUGUUCCGAUGGGCCGCUUUGAAGAGAGGGUUGAGAGCUUCGCCGGAGUCCGGCACCCAGUCGACCCUGAGAGGCUUGCCAGGGCUGGUUUCUACAGCUUAGGAGUGGGCGACAAGGUGUGCUGUUUCAGCUGUGGUGGAGGGUUAAAGGGAUGGCAACCGGAAGAAGACCCCUGGGAAGAGCACGCCAAGCAAUACCCAGGGUGCAGCUUCCUGUUGGCAGAAAAGGGACAAGACUUCAUCAACAGCGUGCAGCUUCAGAGCAGAAGUGGAGCUGCCAGGAGUCAUCAGAACGGACUGUCUGGACACAGUGAUGAGUUGCUGAAAUCCUCGAUGGCCCAGAAGGCUGUAGAGAUGGGUCUGGAUCCACAGGUUGUCAAGAACACGAUCCUGGAGAAGAUGCAGAACACAGGGACGGCUUACUCCGAUCUGGAAACUCUGGUGCAAGAUUGCUACAGUAACUCACAGGAGAGCACAGCUUCCAACGGCGAACAGCAGGAUGAAACCCCACUGGAGAAGCUUCAGAGGCUGCAAAGGGAGAAGCAGUGUAAAGUCUGUUUGGACAGAGACAUCUGCAUCGUCUUCAUCCCCUGUGGUCACCUGGCGACCUGCAGGGAGUGCUCACAGUCACUGGUCAAGUGUCCUAUAUGCUGCAAUCACAUCCUCCAGAAGAUCAAGACCUACAACACUUAAAAGAAAUCCUCCCUCAAAUGACGACGCUGCUUCACACGACCCUGACUAAAUUGUAAAUCGAUGAUUGUAAAUAAUCUGUUGAAUUUAAGGACCUUGUUGUUAUCAAAUGAAAGUAUUUUACACUAACUAAAGAGCGUUGCGUAUAUAUAUCAUAUAUAUUUUUAAAGCUCGGUUUGUUUGCUGAUCUUUUAAUUUAUAAUGGAAAACUUUGACAUUUUUGCCGGAUGUGCCUUUUCUGUGAGAUUUUUACCACAUCUGGUGUAGCAGGACUAGUGAGCUGGGUUUUGUUGAUGUUAACCUUUGACCUUCUGCCGCUUAGCUAGACUCAAGAUGACAUUACACUUAUUUUAGAGAGUGAAUAAAUUUGACUGUAUUAACUGAA